This is a messenger RNA of Stegodyphus dumicola, 1381 nucleotides long. RefSeq lists its product as uncharacterized. Lineage: Eukaryota; Metazoa; Arthropoda; Arachnida; Araneae; Eresidae. The record is from RefSeq and is a predicted model, not a curated record.
UGAUUUACAAGGCACAUUUCAUUAAUUCAAAGAAACAGAAAAAAAUAAACACCUUUCUGGAAAUAUGCUCAAUAACUUUCAAACAACUCAUAACCGAGAUUACGGCUGGCAAUUUUUAAGUUCAGAAGGUUUGAAAAAGGAUUCUCAUGUCUCACGAUGCUUCGACUAUCUCGCAGAACCAAGAAAAUUUCCACGUUUCGCUGAGUCGACCUAUACUGACGAUUACGGCCAAAAGACUAAUAUUCCUCAAAUUCCAGUAAAGAAAACAGAGAUUCCAUUUGCGAGUCCUUUUGGCUGUGAUCGAGGACGUCAUCUAGUAACAACAACCCAGCAAAACUACGAUGGUCGAAGAAUGGACUCAUACCAAGGAAACAACUUUCAGAAAAGCCAUUGCAGAUGUCAUGCGUGGGACGAAGAUGCCACCUCUUUAAUGGACACUACUACUGAAGAACCUUUGGAUAUAUUAACAAGCAUUGGACCUGUACCCGGAAUUCAGCGAUGUCGAGAGACACUACAGUGGAAAACAACGUACAUGAGGGACUAUGUCUAUGACCCAACGCCAAAACCCAGCUUUCCUUUUCCAUAAAGGAUAUUCAAGCAGAUAUAAGAUGAGGAAUGAUGAUUGUAGUGCUCAUGAUCAUGCUCAGAAAUUUCCAUUAUUCCAAGUACUUCAGCCCAUUAUUCGGAAUCUACUGUUGAAUUCUCUAAUAUUUUCAAACAAACUUGUAAUCUUGCUUUAGCGAUGAACUGUAAACAUCAUUAAAGAUUUCGAACCAGUUUUGCUGUAUAAGUCUAUUAAUUAGAAUGCUACUAUGAUGUUUCCAGAUCAGUUUGAAAUCAAGUAUUAUCGUUGUGAUAACCUUCAAAUACCAUUAAAUAUUUAAAAAUAAGUUUUAAUUCCUUUAUUGAGAACAUUCAUUAUUUACUACUGGACUUUCUGAUAUUUACGAAUAAAUCUGAAGUCAUAUUUUAUCAUUAUAAUAACCAGUAAACAUUACAAAAAAUUUUAACGAAGUCUUAAUUAAAUGCCACAAGGGUUCUGUAUAUUGCAGCAACUGUAAACAUUUUUUAAAUGCAUAAAUUGUCAUCAUCUUUGUCAUUAACAACACAUAUAUAAAUGUUUUGAAAAAUGUAACUUCCAUGUUUCCACCAAUCAGAUUUUUAGAUGCAAAUUAGAAAACUCCUACUGAAGCAAUAUGACUGAUUAAAUAUCAGCUUAAAGGGCCUUAAAUUCCAUAAAAAUUACGAAAAUGUCAAAGCACCGUAUAGCUGUCAAACAAUAGUUAAAGUUGAUCAUUAUCUAAACUUUAGUUAAAAUUUUCUAUAUAGCUGCAGCAUCCUACUUUCUAAUCCACUGGCUUUUAGUCCAGGAAGGAAAUUU